This is a messenger RNA of Misgurnus anguillicaudatus (oriental weatherfish), 4231 nucleotides long. It is a transcript of the gene acsbg2, whose product is annotated as acyl-CoA synthetase bubblegum family member 2. The record is from RefSeq and is a predicted model, not a curated record. Gene Ontology annotation, molecular function: long-chain fatty acid-CoA ligase activity. NCBI's taxonomy places the organism in Eukaryota, Metazoa, Chordata, Actinopteri, Cypriniformes, Cobitidae. Gene Ontology annotation, cellular component: membrane; endoplasmic reticulum.
CACUGUUUGAAAAUGAAUGUAGAUGCACACAGUAGUAGAGCGUGAGGAAGCGACCACCAUUUUUGAGCCUGCCGGCUGUAUCUGAUCGAAACGUUAACUUACACCAAAGGAAACCGCUAAUAAGCUUUUGAACCAGGAAAUCCAAAGACAGAGUUUUUCCACCUGUAGGGAUGCAUUUGACCACUUGUGAAGCACCAACCAUGUCUACAUCUGUAGUGACGGACAAUCCAGAAGACAUGAACCUCCGGUCCUAUGGAAAAGGAGACAGUCUUGCCUCCCUGGAAGAUGUCAAUACAGAGUCGAUAGCAAAUGAGUCAUCGGAGGAGGAGUCAGCAUGCGCUGGAGAAGAGCAGAUAAAUGCCAAAGCUCAACAGGCCGUGCACACAGAAUCAGGUGCCACCCCUCGUCCCGACUCUCUCUUACUUCCACCCCAGAGGACAGAGCUGUCAACCACACGCUGGGAUGGAGAGGUGAAACUCAGGAUGGGUGAAUCCGGCACCGCUGCCGAGACCCCCGUAACUGUAAACCAGAUGUUUACCACUGUGGUUAAACGCUAUGGUAACUACACAGCGCUGGGCUGGAAGGAAGGGGAACAGUGGAAAUCUAUGACCUACAAUGAAUACUACAAAUCCUGUCGCACUGCUGCCAAGAGUUUCCUGAAGCUCGGUCUUGAAAGAUAUCACGGAGUCGGUAUACUUGGUUUCAACUCCACCGAGUGGUUUAUUGCUGACAUCGGGGCUAUUUUAGCUGGGGGUUUGGCUGUGGGAAUCUACACCACCAACUCACCGGAGGCGUGCCAGUAUGUAGCCGAAAACUGUCAGGCCAACAUCCUGGUGGUGGAAAACAACAAACAGCUACAGAAAAUCUUACAGAUCCAGGAUAAACUGCCGCAUCUCAAAGCCAUUAUCCAAUACAAAGAUCAGCUGAAAGAGAAGAAGCCCAAUCUUUACACGUGGGCGGAGUUCAUGGAGCUGGGCCGCGAUGAGCCCGAUGCUCCUCUUGAUGACAUCAUCAGCUCCCAGAAACCCAAUCAGUGCUGCACGCUGAUCUACACGUCCGGUACCACGGGCCAGCCGAAGGGAGUCAUGCUCAGUCACGACAACCUGACAUGGACAGCACUUUCAACCGGCAUAGAUGUGGGUCUGACAACUGCAGAUAAGUCACAGGAAAUGGUGGUGAGCUACUUGCCGCUUAGUCAUAUUGCUGCGCAGAUGCUUGACAUCUGGAUCCCCAUGAAUGUAGGAGGAGCCACGUACUUCGCACAGCCUGAUGCACUAAAGGGGUCCUUGGCUAACACCUUACGUGAGAUACGGCCCACUGCUUUCAUGGGUGUCCCUCGCGUGUGGGAGAAGAUGCAGGAAAAGAUGAAGUCUAUCGGAGCCAAAUCGUCCACCGUGCGCCGGAAAGUGGCAUCCUGGGCCAAAGAUGUGGGUCUGCAGACCAACCUCAACAAAAUGGAGCUAAAUGGCAACAUGACCAGAAAUCCAUUAAACUAUCGGCUUGCAAAGCGUCUGGUGUUCAGGAAGGUUCGGAAAGCACUGGGGCUGGAUCGCUGUAAGAUGUGCUACACUGGAGCAGCUCCUAUUACCAAAGACACGCUAGAGUUUUUCCUCAGUCUGGACAUCCCACUGUUUGAGCUCUAUGGCAUGAGUGAGAGUUCAGGACCUCACACCAUCUCACUUCCCGAUGCCUUCAGACUAACCAGCUGUGGGAAGGUGAUUCCAGGCGUCAAAACAAAGAUUUUCAGCCCUGAUGCUGAAGGCAUUGGGGAGAUCUGUUUCUGGGGUCGUCAUGUGUUCAUGGGCUAUCUGAACAUGCCUGAUAAAACCGAAGAGGCUAUAGAUGCUGAGGGCUGGCUGCACUCGGGUGACCUCGGCAAACAUGACCAGAAUGACUUUCUGUUCAUCACUGGACGGAUUAAAGAGCUGAUCAUCACAGCCGGCGGGGAAAACAUUCCUCCUGUGCCAAUAGAAGAUGCGAUUAAAGAAGCUGUACCUCUGAUAAGCAAUGCCAUGCUCAUCGGAGACAAGAGAAAGUUUCUCUCUAUGCUGCUUACCAUUAAGUCUCAGGUAAACGGUGAGACGGGUAUUCCAGAAGAUGAACUUACACCUGAAGCGGUGGAGUUGUGUCGCAAACUCGGCAGUAACUCGACACGGGUCAGUGAGAUUGCCGGUGGGCGUGACCGCCUCGUAUACGCCGCCAUACAAGAGGGCAUCAACCGUGUCAAUGAAAAAGCCACAUCUAAUGCCCAGCGCAUCCAGAAAUGGACAGUGCUGGAACGAGAUUUCUCCAUCCCUGGAGGAGAACUGGGUCCCACAAUGAAGCUCAAAAGGCCAGUGGUUAUGAACAUGUUCAAAGACCAGAUUGAGAACUUUUACAAAGAAGUUGCGACCCCCUCCACCCCAAAUGACCCCCUGCCUCCUAAAUAAGUGCUCGACAAAAGAGAUCUGAGACAUGAUCUAACACACAUACAGAGGAACACCACUUCAGACCCUACAUUUACGUCUGCUUAUGUCUAAGUUAAUAUUUGUUCAGGGUUUUGUUUUUUCAUAUUGUUUACACUUAUUUGUAUUGUGUAUAAGAUGUAUAUAACACAACAAAAGCCAUUUGUGAUUUUUUUUGUGGUGAUUUACUAUUUAUUUUGUCUAAUUAUAAUGAAGUGCGGUUAUGCCUAAUGAAGUGUCUUUUGAGCCAUUUAAUUUGUUUAUGCAAGUGUGGCAUUCAUUGAUAUUCAUGAAUCAUUUAUUUAUGAUGUGACGUGUCACCAAAGUUUGAGAACGCGUGAUGGUGAAGACAUCAGGCGUGACUGAAUUCUUUGAGAAUUAAAUACGGAGUCUCUGACUGGGGCGUUUACUGAUAGUCAUCUGAUUAAUCUUAGUAAGAUAUGAAAGAAAUCAAUCAUUUGACAGUCUUACGGUGUGAUCUGAUUUUACCUGUUAAUGAAAGCUGUAUGUAUAUUGAGGAAUUUAAUGUAAAUGAUGUUUGUUUAGCAGGAGAAUAUCAUAUAAGCCAUAAAUGUUUUUGUUUGCUUAUUUUUGUAACUAAAUGUUUAUCUGUUUCUUUUUGCGUGUUUGAUUUUUUUUUAUUUUUGUUAAAUUACUUUGACAUUGUUUUAUAGUGUAAAUAUGUAUAACCCAUCAACUCUUCUGUUGUUGUCUUAACUGGUGCUUGGCUGAAACUCUGUCAAUCCUGCAAAUUUGGGACGUCAUUGAGUUCCAGUAUUAGCAUUAGCCUUAUAAAAACAUUGUCUUGCUAUUAUAAUCUGGAAUAACACCAAAUAUUUAUCUUGUGAAAAAGGGUAAAGACAUGAAGGAACUGACUUUUAAAAUGAGUUUUACAGAUCUUGUGCAGAGGCGAACAUUGUAUUUGCUAAAUUUUGUUGCACUAUUUUUUGCUUUGCAUGUGCAAUUAGAAAAUUUAGCAGAAAUGUCAUUUUAUUUUAUUUAUUUAUAUUUUAUUCUGCAAAGUUUAAUUGUUCAUAUGUUUAACCUUUUUCUCUUCUUUUGCAUUUUAACAAUUUAACCUUAUUUUCUUUAUCUGUGGAAAGAUUUAAAAACGACAUUUUUGUCUGCCAACUAAAGUCAAAUACUUGAAAACACAAAGAACAGAAAUGCAAAUUGCAACGCAAAUUUAUAUGAUUUUAUUUGCCUUCUGUAAAUAUAUUAGAUUUUUCCUCUUGUCUUCAAAUAUUACACCUGAUAUUACUCCGAAAUAUAUAUUCAGACUGCAUAGCAUGACAACAGUGAGGCCUUUGUGUAAAUACUGUAUAUGACUUUAGUAAUUUGAAAGCAUGAAAUAUGUACAGGACUUAGCUCAUCGUGAGAAUGAAGGUAGAAUUGAGCUAGUGAGUGAUUUCCUUUCUUCUGUCUGGGAUUUCGGGUUCAAUCAAAUUUUUCUCAUCUUUUUCAGUCCACCUGCUUGCUUUCACGAAGUCAAAGCUUCUUUUUAGACAGAAAUACUGUGACAGUAUAAUAAAAGUCUGAUCUAGAGCUAACAAGCUUACUUCUGUUUUUAGGAGCAGUUUAUUUUAAAACGACGUAAGGUCUCAGACUAUGAAAGGUUAUACCUAGUUUUACCUGACUCUGUUUGAGCUGGGUAACAAUUUGUUGUAUGUUGUGUGGCAUGUAAGGUUGUGUCACUUUCAACAAGAAAUUAAUGUUGGCGUUCUGAGUUUCACCUGUGUGAGAAUGUGUGUCUCUUUAUCUGAAAAUAAAUGUGAUGUGAAAUAUAA